Gigantopelta aegis is the source of this 4265-nucleotide messenger RNA. RefSeq names its product Krueppel-like factor 10. The transcript has 4 exons. The coding region runs from base 69 to 1616 and encodes 515 amino acids. Lineage: Eukaryota; Metazoa; Mollusca; Gastropoda; Neomphalida; Peltospiridae. Gene Ontology annotation, biological process: regulation of transcription by RNA polymerase II. The record is from RefSeq and is a predicted model, not a curated record. Gene Ontology annotation, molecular function: DNA-binding transcription factor activity, RNA polymerase II-specific; RNA polymerase II cis-regulatory region sequence-specific DNA binding.
GUUGAUAGUGUAGUCACAUAUAAAAUGGAACGAAAGCCUUGCAUCAGGUUUUUUAAUAUAUAUGAAAAAUGCGAGAGUAUUCUGACUGUUAUUCACCACAGGCUCCAGACAGCCCACAAAUAGUUGAGACGGAGAGAGAGAUGGUUCUGCGUGGCGCCAGAGCGACGACUUGCACAGACCCGGUGGAGCGCGAUGCUGUCGAGACGUUGCUGUCCAUCAGCACCAGUCAGCAGAAGCCUGUGGUCGAUGAUUACCUGCUGCGGCCGGGGAGACUGACCCCACCUUAUUCCACCGGGUCUGCCUCACCCCCCUGCUCCGAGGAUGGGUCGGACAUCACACUGGGCAAUGAGGGAAUACCAGAACCAAAAAUCACAAGAGAUUCAAAACUUGCUCGGCUUUUGAUGGAGCAUCCCAUUCCGACUGUGAACAUGGGUGUGUUUGGAAGACGGUCACCUUCUCCGAAUGUGCCACCAGUGCAGGUUCUGUCUGCCUUGCCCAAGAUCACAACUCCACAGAAUGUGGCGGCAGUGUCUGUGAUCAUGCCACCAAGGAAACGCAAAUACCUGCCCGAGCUGUUUGAAGAGAACAAGGACAUUACCAGCUGUGUGUUGCCAGUCCGAGAUGCCCUGACACCGCCAGAGAGCCCACUCCUGCCAGCUGCACCUCCCACUGGUCAGCCCCAGUCUCCAUGGCAACCAGAAAACAACAAGAGUGUGACCAUGUUGCCUGACCAUGAUCAUAAGUACCACAUGUCAUCUGCCCAGGCAGUGAUGUCUGCUCAAACAUUGACCUCUGCUAAAGCAGUGACAUCUGUUCAAACAUUGACAUCUGAUAAAUUUGUGGACCAAAGUUCCUAUCUGCCAGCAGGCGACAACACAAAACUAAAUCCUGAUUGUGAAUCCCGACAGAACAUUGGCGGUAUGGGUGUUCCUCACUGUAGAUGCCCAGUGAUGGUUCCUGCUACAUGUGAUCCAGCAGUAACUGCAAGACAACCAGCUGUACCUAGUGGAAAACAGUCAGGAAAUUUACCAACUUUCAUUGCCAGUCACAAUAAACUUUCUGAAAAUGGGGCAGUGCCGAAAAUGAAGUCCCCAUUCCCUAUUUUGAUUCCGAACAUUCUGCCCCUUUCUCAGCCCCCCAUUGUUCAGGUGUUUGUAUUGGGAGCCGGGUCUGUUGGCACCCGGAAGGAUCAGCUGAUGAAAAGCAACAAUUACUGUGCCAUUGCCCCGGCGCCAGUGUUGACCCAGUCGGGCUCACAGUCGGACGAACCACUGAGUGGAGACUUGAAGCGGCGUCGGUCUCAUGUGUGCCAUUUCAAAGACUGUGAUAAGACGUAUUUUAAAAGUUCCCACCUGAAAGCGCACAUUCGAACACACACAGGUGAAAAGCCGUUUGUUUGUAACUGGGAGUUCUGCCUGCGUCGCUUUGCCCGAUCUGAUGAACUGUCGCGACACAAGCGUACCCAUACUGGAGAGAAGAAGUUUGAGUGUUCUCAGUGCAACAGGAAGUUCAUGAGGAGCGACCAUCUUAACAAGCAUGUUAAGACACACACACUGAGCAAGAAAUCUCCUGUGUGGCAGACGGACCAACAUGAAGCCAGUUUGAUUACCUCGUGACACUGAUUCAAGGGUGGUUCUGAGUAGUAAGGGGAUGGGUAACACUGAUAUAAAGGGUGGUUCUCAAUAGUAAGUGGAGGGGUAACUGAGCUCACACUGGAACAGAUGUUUGGUUUAGCCAAUUUUCAGAUUUAUAGAAUAUUUCCUUGAAAAUGGAUUAAAAUAUGGUUAAUUUAUGGAAUAUUUGAUUAGCCAAAGACUAAAUGUUAUAAAAAUUGGCUAAUUUGGCAAUGCACAGCGUGAGCCCUUGGUAACAGUGUUUGCGUCAGAUGAAUCCCCUCGAUCCUUCCCUGGAAAAGCUGACACUGAGAGAAGUGUCUUUGAGCAUGUGUUUAAGACGUGUCGAGCAACAAUGAUGCCAACAGCUUUGGAUUGACCAUUUGUAAUGAACACAAACUGUUGUUCCAUUUCCUCUUUGAAUUAAGUGUUGUACCUGUGUUUCUAGUCUGCACAUCUAGACAUCUGUUCAGAGAAACAGCCACAAAUGAUGUUUUACUGCUGCUUUUAGGGAUAUGUGAGGUUGUGUGAAAGGCUGAGAAAACUAACUGAAUCAUCAUUAUAUCUUUUAGACGAGUGAAAAAUGCUUGACAGUUUGACAAAAUACACAGAAAACCAUGUUACUAAACACAAACAGACUUGACCACUGUUCUAGAAAUGAUUUUUGAAAGUUUUAUAGGUGGGUUUUUUUUUUACUUUCAUCUUUGUAAAAGUGUUAUUGGCCAUUCUGCUAUACAUUAUAUAUUUAUACUUCAUAAAUGGAAGCCAUGUGUACUACAAUGACUUAAAAGUGUAAGUUUAAUUAUGACUUAUGGAGUCGAAUCCACAAAACAUCCUAACUUUGUGUUUCCAGUUAAGUGUCAUACAUUUACAAGUAUUUAGUAUCUUAUUUCAAGUAUUUAGUCUCUUUAUUUCAAGUAUUUAGUAUCUUAUUUCGUGUAGAAAAUUGUCGGUAUGGAAAAUACAUUCUAUUAAGGACAAAAAAAUAAAUCUGUUUUGAUAUUUUUUAAAACACUAUAACAAUAUUUUACAGCAUUAAAUGUAUAUUUAUGUGUAGAACAAUCCUUAUACUUAAAGAAAAUUUGAAACAUAUAUUAAUAAUUUUAAAUAUGUUUACCAUGAUUUAUAUUCCGUAAUUUUACAAUUUUGUGUAUGAAAGUGCAGUCCCGAUGUUUUGUGAAUUUUGCUCCGGUUGUUUUGGACUGAGUAGGAUCUCACAUUGUGGUAGACCACCCACCUGAGGUAUGGUGGGCUCUGUAAACACCAUCCCAGCUCACCCAGUAGGUUAUAUCCUGUCCCACCCAGUGUUCCACGACUCGUAUAUAAAAUGUGGUAUGUGCUAUCCUGCCUGUGGGAGAGUGCAUGUAAAAGAUCCUUGUUGCUAGUCUAUGGCUUAAAGACGCCUGUCGCAGUGACAGGUUGUUUCUCAUAUUAACCCAUUAAUCUGUCCUGGAAACAUUAUCCAGAUGGUAGGAUUGUGAGUCCAGGAAGGCGGACUUUAACAUUACCUGAAUAUGAACACUAAAAUGAGUGACAUCCUCAUUCAGGAAAAACCGAUGACAAGUAUCUGUUAUUUUAGUUCAGACAGAAACUGAAACGAGUCAGCGAAAAGCAACUUUAACAUUGUUAGAGUUUGUGAUUGUAAUCUUGUACGCUAUUUUUUUGUAAUGGUUAUCGUGCAUUUGUUUUGUUGUUCUACCAGUUGUCUUUCAGCCAUAACUAGUGAAAUUCAUUUUGAGAAUAACUUAUUGAUGUGUUAGAGGUGUGAAUUGUUGAUAUGCCUGUUGCAAAUUGGUUUGCAUGUUUUAAUCUUUUCUAAAGGUGUUUUGAAUGGAUUUGAGAAGUUUUCAAGUCUGUGAUGAGUGUGUUUGGUACUGUCCUCAUGGAACUAAUACAAUUUACUAUGGCAACUUGAAACUGAAGAGGUCUAUUGCAAAUAGGUGUGGACAUAUAACUCAAAUAGUUGAACUAUUUAGAACUGUGCCUGUUUAUUCUGUGUAAAAGUUAUAUACGCCACUAGACAUUUUGCUUGCUGAAGUCGCCUCCAAGACAUACUUGUAAGUCUUUUCUCUGUUAUAUACUGAUGGGAAGAAAUAAUGGAACACAUGACAUUCAAUAUAAUCUUAGAUCAAAGUUAAUUCACUACUAGCAUGGUUUUGUCUCUAUUAACGGAAGAAGUAGAAUGUGAGAUUGAAUGUCGCUGAUAUUGGAGAAAACUGUCAGUUACUUCUUGACACUUUGAAUGUCACUGAUAUUGGAGAAAACUGUCAGUUACUUCUCGACACUUUGAAUGUCACUGAUAUUGGAGAAAACUGUCAGUUACUUCUCGACACUUUGAAUGUCACUGAUAUUGGAGAAAACUCAGUUACUUCUUGACACUUUGAAUGUCGCUGAUAUUGGAGAAAACUCAGUUACUUCUUGACACUUUGAAUGUCACUGAUAUUGGAGAAAACUGUCAGUUACUUCUUGACACUUUGAAUGUCACUGAUAUUGGAGAAAACUGUCAGUUACUUCUUGACACUUUGAAUGAGCCCAUUGGGCUAUUUCUCGUCCCAGCCAGUAGCACCACGACUGGUAUAUCAAAGGCCAUGGUAUGUGCUAUCCUGUCUGGGAUUGUGCAUAUAAAAGAUCCCUUGCUGCUAAUGGAAACAU